GCCGGCGCGUGCGCACUGGUCUCUCCGCAGCCGGUGGACCAUGGAGGCUCCGAGGCCCUUGAACCCCGAGGGGUUCGCCCAAUCGCUCCCCGGGACGCGAGGGGGCGUUUUGAAGCUGUGGCUCUGUGAGCUCUGGCUACUACUGCUGGGUUCCGGCUUGAACGCGGAUUUUCUGCCCGACGAAGAGGACGUAAGCUUUAUCAAUGAGUACGUGAACCUCCACAACGAGCUCCGCGGCAACGUCAUCCCCCGGGGGGCUAACUUGCGCUUCAUGACUUGGGAUGUAGCUUUGUCACGGACUGCUAGAGCAUGGGGGAAAAAAUGUGUGUAUGAGCAUAAUACUCAUUUAGAAGAACUAAAAAUGGCCCAUCCUAAAUUUAAUGGUAUUGGUGAAAAUAUGUGGGUCGGCCCUGAAAAUGAAUUUACUGCAAGUAUUGCUAUCAGAAGUUGGUAUGCAGAGAGGAAAAAGUACCAUUUUGAAAAUGACAGUUGCUCUGAUGACUGUUCUCAUUAUAUACAGCUUGUUUGGGACAAAUCUUACAAAGUUGGUUGUGCUGUUACUCCAUGUUCAAGAAUUGGACGUAUUAAACAUGCAGCAAUUUUCAUAUGCAACUAUGCACCAGGAGGAACUCUGACGAGAAGGCCUUAUAAACGAGGAAUAAUUUGUAGUCAAUGUAGCAGAUAUGACAGAUGCACAGAUUUUCUAUGCAGUAAUGCAGAUCGUGACCAAGCCAUAUAUUACCAAUUUUGGUAUCCAAGAUGGGAAGUGCCCCGGCCAAUUGUGUGUGAUCCACUGUGCCUAUUUAUUUUCUUUCUGAGAAUGCUAUGUUUUUCACUAUGUGCCACAGUUGUCUUGAUAAUACAGUCUCAGUUUCCAAAUAUAUUACUGGAAGAACAGAUGUUAUUUACCCCUGAGGUGUCUGAAGUAGAGCCAGAAAAGGAGGAGGAAAACGAAGAGGAGGAGGAAGAGGACAGGGAAAGGGAUGAGGAGAAAGGGGACAGGGAAGGGGAGGAGGAGGAAGAGAAGGAAGAAAAAGAAGAGGAAGAGGAGCAGUAA
Ceratotherium simum simum (southern white rhinoceros) is the source of this 1057-nucleotide messenger RNA. It is a transcript of the gene GLIPR1L2, whose product is annotated as GLIPR1 like 2. NCBI's taxonomy places the organism in Eukaryota, Metazoa, Chordata, Mammalia, Perissodactyla, Rhinocerotidae. The record is from RefSeq and is a predicted model, not a curated record.